UCGGCUCUCGGAUAUGGCUGCAGGAGAGGAGCCCAACGAUGAAGAGCUUCAGAAGAGAGCCGACAACUCUGACACCGAGAAAGCAGCGCUGGCUGUAGACUACCUAGUCGUCGGCGCCGGACUCGCCAGUCUAGCGUUCCUUGACGAGCUUCUCUCGCUCGACAGCAAGGCCACCUUCGCCCUCGUCGACAAAAACGAGGCACCCGGCGGCCACUGGAAUUUUGCGUACCCAUUCGUCAGGCUGCACCAACCCGCGGCUUACUACGGCGUGUCGAGCGAGCCUCUCGCGGCCGGCGCGAAGCGGAGUUGCAUGAUGACGUUUGAGCCGUAUGACAACAAGGACCUCGCCGACAAGGAGAAAUUGCUCGCGUACUUUGCACGAGCCGUGUGCAGGUUCGAGGCCACUGGACGGGUGCAGUACUUUGCGAGGGCAACCUUCAGCGACGGCAUAAUUGCGUGCGCCGACGGCUCCAAGCGGUCGGUCAACGUGGUCCGCAAGCUUGUGCUGCCUGCGUCCAACGUGGUCGUGCCGGCCAUGCGGCCACCCGCAUAUGCCGUCGCAGAGGGCGUCGACUGCGGGCCCGCCAACAUCCUCUCGUCCGACGAGGAGUCGGGCCGGCUGCGGACGAGCUACGUCGUCGUUGGCGCGGGCAAAACGGGAGUUGACUCCGUGCUUCUGCUGCUGCGGCGCGGGGUGCCUGCGUCGGCCAUCACGUGGGUGGUCUCGCAGGACUGCUGGUACUUUCUGCGGGACUACAUUUUCCACAGCGGCAGCGCCUUCUUGGGGAUGAGCGUCAAGAUGCUCAACGCGCUGAACGAGUGCUCAGACUCGUCGAGCUUCUUCCACAAGAUGGAGGCGAUGCGGCUGGUUGGGAGGCUCGAUCCCUCGCGACCGCCGCCCACCACGUUCCGCGGUGCUACCGUCGACAUCGAGGAGCUAGAGCUGCUGCGGACCGUCGAAGCAGCGGGAGGUGUGGUACGCCUCGGACGCGUCACGGCCAUAGACGCGACGGGCAUCACUCUGCAGCAAGGCCAUGUCGCCCUGCCCAGCGCCGACACGCUCGUCGUGGACUGCAGUGCGAACGGCACUGACGGCUACGCUCCCAUCCGGACUCCCUUCGAGGCGGACCGCAUCCACCUCACCCCCUGCUACUCGUUCAACAUCGGCUUUGGCGCCGCCAUCUUGGCCUGGCUGGAGAAGAACGUGGAGACCGACGAGCGCAAGAACGCGAAUGUUUUCACGAUCAUCCCGGAACCGGGCGAUGUCGUGAAGUGGGGUUCCCCCGCGUUGCUCCCCUUGAUUCUGUACGGCCAGUUCAAGAUGGACAAGUCGCUCGAGCGCCUGGGCGCGUCCUCUUGGAUGCUGACGCACCGAACCCACCAGGCGUCGAUGAAGCACAUCUCCCUGUGCAAGCUUCUCUGGGCCGUGAUCGGGCCGACUCGAUUGAUGGCCAGGCGGGACCAAUUCCUGGCGAAGAUGGAGGCAGGCGGAUUCACCGACGUGCAAUUGCAUAGGCGUCACGUCGCGUGAGCCGUAUAGGGAGAUCUUGUCCGGGGUGUGGUGUGCGCGAGGCUUCUCUCUAAAAUUGUAUAUAAUAUAUAAAUAAGGCUUUCGUUGCGGUA
Molecule: messenger RNA, 1623 nt
Organism: Emiliania huxleyi CCMP1516
Lineage: Eukaryota; Haptophyta; Isochrysidales; Noelaerhabdaceae
Exons: 1
Coding region: 14-1531 (505 amino acids)
Source: RefSeq, a predicted model, not a curated record